AUGAUAAAGAGCAAAGUUUUGGAUUUUUUGAGGCGCGAUAAAAAUGGACGUGGAUUAGAUUCUGUAUUUUUGAAAACGAUCGUUUGUCAUUUGUUUGAUUUUGAUACAGAGACUAAGGGAAAAUUUGACGAUUUAGAGAAAAAAGAAGAGAUUUCGUUAUCUUCUUCAUCCAACAGCAACAAUAUUAAAAUUCAAAACACUAAAGACAAUAAUUUCAAUCAUCAAACCACUGGAGAUAAUACUUACAUUCAUGAUAAAGAUACUUCAUCAUCUAUAGAGGAAGAACCUUAUCAUUCUAAGAAAACCCCAGCUAUAAUUAAAAAUUUUGCCGAAAAAAUUCUUUCGACCUAUAAUGAUUAUUGCAAACACCAUGUACCAUUCGAGACCUUCCAUUUACAACUGUUGAGAAAAUCAAAUGAGGCCACUACGUUGAAACCUUUUUUUGAUAUUUUUUUACCAAGAGUAUUCAACAUCGAGCCAAUAACACACCAAUAUGAAGAAGCAAAAAAAGAUGGCGACAACAAGAAUCGCAGUCAUAACAAUAGUCAAUUGAACAAUAUGGAUUCUGACAAAAAAAUAUGGUUUCAUGAAUUAAAAAAAGAAUACAAUCUGAUAUUUAAUGCUUCUAAUGACAUUUACUUUACUGAUUUAUAUAAAGAAACAUCACAAUCAAUUUUUUAUUUUCUCGCCAAUUACUUUCUAACAGCAACAGAUAUAAGAUAG
Messenger RNA from Entrophospora sp. SA101, 723 nucleotides. The record is from the annotation of a GenBank genome assembly. NCBI's taxonomy places the organism in Eukaryota, Fungi, Glomeromycota, Glomeromycetes, Entrophosporales, Entrophosporaceae.